Molecule: messenger RNA, 3556 nt
Organism: Lytechinus pictus (painted urchin)
Lineage: Eukaryota; Metazoa; Echinodermata; Echinoidea; Temnopleuroida; Toxopneustidae
Exons: 1
Coding region: 41-1348 (435 amino acids)
Biological process (GO): protein homooligomerization
Molecular function (GO): protein binding
Source: RefSeq, a predicted model, not a curated record
AUGCCAGCCCUGAUAUCCGACACGACACGAACAUCACUCAAUGAUGAACCCUAUCAAGGAUUUUAAGGAGUAUAUUGGUAUGAAUGUGGGUGGAAAGAUCUACCAAACAUCCUGGUCCACCCUGCUGCGGUAUCCAAACACAUUCUUUGAUUCACUGUUCGAAGGUAGCGCCGAUCAUCCGAAGGAUGAGCAGGGGAACCUGUUGCUUGAUCGAGAUGGUGAGACAUUUCGCCAUAUCCUCAACUUCUUGAGGUACGGAAGGGUGGUGAUCCCGGAGGAGUUCGAUGAUUUUCACAUUCUUGAACGUGAGGCUGAUUUUCUGUCGCUUGGGGAACUCAAGAUGGCAUUGACAGACACGGAGAGAUCCAGGGGAGACGUAGGGUUGAACGUUGGUGGUAAGAUAUACAGGGCAUCGAUGAGGACUUUAACAAGCGUCCCGAAAAGCUUCUUCCAGGAGAUGCUACAAAGUGGCCAUCCUGUCAAAGAUGACCUUGGAAAUUACCUCAUCGACCAAGACGGUGAGGUAUUCCGUCACGUUCUCAAUUUCCUGAAGACGGGGGAGCUCGUGCUACCGGAAGGGUUCAAGGAAUUCGAUUUACUUGAACAGGAGGCCAGAUCCUUUAGGUUGGACGACCUUCAGAAAAUGGUUCGGGCAAAACGUGUCAGAUCAGUCGGUUUUGUAAUCAACGGCCAGGUAUUCACAUUGCAUCGGGGAGAUGUGCUGAGAGAGAAGGAUUCACUCUUUGCCACCAUUAUGAGCGGUGAGUUCACAGCCCCCAAGGAUCAUCAGGGAAACUACAUCAUAGAGAGACCUGUUGAUGCGGUACAUUACUUAAUCCACUACAUCAAACAUGGUGGAAUCUUCAAAGACAUGACUCAUAAGGACGUGACGCGUCUUAAGAAAGAAGCUGAAAUCUUCAGGCUACAUGGACUGACGACGUUGCAUCUGAAAGGCGUUGAGGCUGCCCAAGGGAAUGUUGAAGAUAAAAACUUAUUCCUUUACAUAAUCUUUGAUCACCGUCAUCAUCACUAUAUUUACAGUGUCCAGGAACCCUGUGUUGCUUACAUCAACAAAUGGCCAGCUUUCUUCACUACUAACACCGAAGGGCAACUUCUUCGUGAUGUCUUUCUCGAUGGCAUGAUUACCCUAUGUACCGUAGGAAGUAGCAGCGUGUCCGUUGGAAAGGUAGAUGUGCAGAAGAUAAAAUCACAAGGAAAUGGGAGGAUCGGAUUGGAUGAUUUUGUUGCAUACUUUUCUACGACUGUGCCAGGAAGUAGCGUCGAUACGAUAGGAACUUGUGGUUAUUUUAGUUUGAUAAAGGUCGUAGUUCCUCUAAUCUUCCCUUAAAAGUUUGUGAAAACAUUUAUGUUCCUCUUUAUUUCUCUGUAUCUAUACUACUCACUAUACUAGUUUGUCUUCCUGCUCUCCCGAUCUCCUUUGGACUUCCUCUGUCCAUUCCGCUCUACAUGUGCAUUUGUCUUUGUUUCUUUUUCCCAUCUUUCUAUCACUUAGUAUUAUUCAUGAGAAUGCUGAUGUCGUCACAUAGAUCCAGGAAAUUUCGUCUCCGUACUCCGUUUGUGUAAAUGUGCCCCGAGGAUAACUAAUGUCUUUGAACUAUUAAAGUACUUCGCGAGAGAGCCCAUGGGAUAUAGCUCUGUUUCCAGUACUCUUGACUAAUCUAGUAGUACCAGCAAAAUAAUGCCCAUCGUCUAUGAGAACUAUCAAGUAUAUAUAUUUAUAUUAUAUCAUGGUAAACAUAUUUUCCUAUAUACUAGACGUAAACAUGUUAAAGGGAUGCUCCGGGCUGAGAAAAAUAUGAUUUAAACAGAUAAAAAUCAGACAAACAAAACACUGAAAAUAUGAUUAAAAUUGGACUAGGAAUAACAAAGUUAUGGCAUUUUAAAGAUUUGCAUUAUUCCGGUGAAACAGUUCUAGGCAUGUCUUCAUGAAUAUUCAAUGAGCAACUUGAUGAUGUCAUAUCCCCACUUAUUCCUUUGUAUUUUAUUAUAUAAAAUUUUUUUUUUUCAAAAAUAUUUCUACCAAGAACUAAAAAAAUUGGAUUGACAACUGAUUUAGUGUAUUAGAUAUUCAUGGCUGCAACUUAUUUCAUUAUAAACAUGAUAAAGGAGAUACAUUAUUCACACAUGUAUGAAAAAAUGAAACAACUAUGAUUUCAUGUAAUAACAUAAGAAAAAGGAAAGUGGGGAUGUGACAUCAUCAGCCCACCUAAUGAAUACUCAUGACGACGUGCAUAUAACUAUUUUUUUACUUGCUAAACUUUAAAAUUCAAUAACUUCAUUAUUUGUUAUCCGAUUUUGAUGAAAUUAUCAGCAUUUCGCUUUGUGAAUUUUAUUCCAUUUAUUUAGAUAUAAAUAUUUUCAGCCCGGAGUAGUACUGUACCCUUUUAAUAAUAUUCCUUUUCAUACAUGAUAAACUGCCGCAUUGAGGGAACAUGCGUCAUAAACUGGAUAGGUUGGUGGAUGUUGAAACCCUGUCGAGUCAUACCAAAUAGUAUAUGAAUAAUAUACCUGCAUUCUAGCUAGUCGCUAGAUUAUAAUUAUCAGAGUGACUAAAUUUAUCAUGUCUAAUGGUGUAUUUGGAAUGAUUUGCUGUCAGAGCAGCUUAAUAUGAUAGACAGUCACACCAACCAGACUGAUUCCAAACUGUUUGAUAGUAUGUCAUUGGAAAUAAUGUAAAGCUUUGGUCGGACAGGGGGUCGGUUUGUCUAGUGUGACUGCGGCUUCGAAGUGAAGUGGUAAAUCGUGGUGAACGAAACCUAAGUAUGUGACUGGUGCUUAAGCAGUACUAUUUUAAUAUUCAAUACAAAUACGAGAUGGGAUGUAGCAUGCAUAACUGUACUCAUUCAUUUGAAAAAUUAUACUUUCGAAUCCAUAGAACUUGACAUUUUACAAAGUAUAUGCGAUUUUCAACAUUAUUCAUGACGCAAAAUGUAUUAAUGUUCCCAAAUUCCCUUAACGCCGUUGUCUCUUCUUAUAUUAAAUUGUCUGGGCGUACCCAAUUCCGCAACUCUUCAGUAUGUACUAUUUUAUAUUUCAUCUUGAUCCAUUUACAUUAGAAUAUUUAAUCUGUAGAAGAUAUUAUGUAAUGUGUAAAUAUAAUUCGAUAUCAAUUCAAACUUCCAUACUGCAUGUACUGUGUAUAGUGUUGUUUAGAUGUAAUGUCGCCAUUGUAUCGUCGACCUUGCGGUUUAUUAUUUUACACAUCGCUUAUGAAAAACAAAUUAAAGCCGCCUCAUUAAGCGGUAUUUCUUUCUGAAUCGUUCUGUAGAAAGCGCAUUUUACGUUUCAUAAACGUGUCGAUAUGCAUCCCUUUUUUCUACCUUUUUCGCUCUAUUUCUCAUCCCCCUCUCUCUUUUUCUCCCUCUAUUUAGGCAUUUUACCACCUUUGGCUGAUAGCAUGUUGAAAGACGACCGAAGAAGUAGCCAUUUUCAACAAAUUUUAGGCAUGUAUAGUUAAAUAAACCACUAGGAAGUUAUGAUAAUCUCAGCUCGUUAAAGGUCAAGUCCACCCAAGAAAAAUGUUGAUUUGAAUAAA